AUGAGUUGUCUGACGGAGGAAUCCGAUGGUUUUGAUUAUCCUGGAGGUAUUGAAGUGACAUACAGUCUCCAUAGACUGAUGCACUUUAACUGUGAAGGAAAAAAUCCUCGUUAUGCUUAUCCUCAGUUGGUCAAGCUUUAUGCUAAAUUAGGAGUUCACAGAUACAAUCUCUUGGAGGGAAAGAACCUAAAGUUCUGUAAGCUAAAGAGUUUUAACAUGAGGAUUAAUUGCGGUGCUUCCUCUUACUACAUCACUUUGGAUGCACGUUGCGGUUUUCCGAAAUUCCCUUUUCAGGUUCUCGUUAAUGAAAGGAUGAUUGGCUGUUUAGAUUUGGCUGUGUCUAUCGCUAGACCUCGAACUCACGAGAUUGCUUUUAGUGAUGCUAAACGGUUUUACAUGGUGAAUAAGUAUGAGUUGCAAAACAAUGGUUGGAUUUCACUUUAUUUGGAACUUGCACUCGUUAGUCACGUAAGGGAUCUUACUGAUCAUUAUCUGGCCCAGUUGGAGAUUGUGCAGGUAGCUGUAGAGACUGUUGAUGAUGUGAAGCCCCCGACACUUGACUCCAAAAACGUGGUUAUUUACAUAGUGUAUAGAGACUUUGCCGCUGGCGAGCCAUGUGAUAGCAAAGCUAUCGUCAGACGCAGUUUCAAUGAAGUUACUGAAGGUUUGAAAUUUGUGGGUGACUAUUGGAGUGAAGAGAAAAAAGCUUUGAGUACUACUGAGACGGCUUCUGUUGUUAAAGUAACUGAAAAACGUUCUAUGCAUCUCUCGGGUGGUGAGAAAACUGAGAAACGUUGUAAGAAGAAGAAACGUUUAGGUGUCCACCACAGGCUAUGGCGUUUAUCUGAUCCCAGGUGUCAUCAGGCAUACAAAAGCCGUGCUUCCGCUCGUCGUCGUCAGUGA
Messenger RNA from Brassica oleracea var. oleracea, 903 nucleotides. RefSeq names its product UPF0725 protein EMB2204-like. NCBI's taxonomy places the organism in Eukaryota, Viridiplantae, Streptophyta, Magnoliopsida, Brassicales, Brassicaceae. The transcript has 6 exons. Bases 1 to 903 code for a protein of 300 amino acids. The record is from RefSeq and is a predicted model, not a curated record.